Messenger RNA from Ambispora leptoticha, 129 nucleotides. Lineage: Eukaryota; Fungi; Glomeromycota; Glomeromycetes; Archaeosporales; Ambisporaceae. The record is from the annotation of a GenBank genome assembly.
UCCUCGUGUAUUCAUUGCUUGGUGCGAAGAUGAAUACAACACAACUCUUGAACAGAAGAAACUUCUACCAAGCAAACUAGUUGGAGGUGAUCCAAAAAGACAAGAAAUCUUUAAAAAAUACAUAUAUUU